This is a messenger RNA of Spea bombifrons (plains spadefoot toad), 930 nucleotides long. Its product is annotated as gastrula zinc finger protein XlCGF66.1-like. Gene Ontology annotation, biological process: regulation of DNA-templated transcription. Lineage: Eukaryota; Metazoa; Chordata; Amphibia; Anura; Pelobatidae. The record is from RefSeq and is a predicted model, not a curated record. The transcript has 4 exons. The annotation marks the transcript as partial.
UGACAGAAUGGUGGAUAGUGGGAGCCGAGAGGUAGUGGGUAUUUGGCUAUGACACCCUGGGAAGGCGAGAGGUAGUGGGUACAGGGCUUACUCUCCGUGGCGCCCAAAGGUAGUGGGUACAUGGCGUUGACACCCUGGAGAUCGAUAUAACGGGUAUAGGGUUGGUGCACACUGGAGUGAGCAGACGUAGUGGGUACAGGGCUGGACACGUUGUAGGUGGUAGAGGUGUACCCUCCAUAUCUCUGCAAGGCUCUCUUGGGCUGAUCUGAUUGUGUGAAUAACCUGCAGCCACCAGGGGGUUAAUAUCAGCAGGAGGACCGCCGUGGUCUCUGCAGGGAGUCCAUUCCUCUGGGAGAAGAGUCCUUUCUGAAGGCGUCGGUGACCAUGAAGGACGGGAACCGGGUGUCUGAGAGGAUCCUGGAGCUCACCCUGGAGAUCAUCUCCCUGCUGACCGGAGAGGAUUACAUGAUCGUGAGGAAGCCUGGCGGCCACGGCCCACACGGUGGAUCAGACGGACCCCCCGGCACCCGGAGCCCCAGCCCGGUGCCUCCACCUCACUCGCCGACCCACGAGAGGAACCGCGAGCAGAAGAUCCUGGAACUGACCAACAAGAUGAUGUCCCUGCUGACUGGAGAGGUGAGCGCUGCUGGGAACGGGACGUUAUACAGUAACACCGAGGCGUGUGUCUGGAUGGUGACGGCUCAUUGUGUGUCUCAGGUUCCUGUAAGGUGUGAUGAUGUCACCGUCUAUUUCUCCAUGGAGGAGUGGGAGUAUUUAGAAGGACACAAGGAGCUUUACAGGGACGUGAUGACGGAGACCCACCAGCCGCGCGGCUCUCCGGAUGGAGGAACGGAGGAGAAAUCCGGACCCGAAGAGGUUCAGUGUUCGCAUUCCUCUGAAAGUCCGGGCGACUCCGGAGUAAACGUUCCG